Molecule: messenger RNA, 255 nt
Organism: Caenorhabditis bovis
Lineage: Eukaryota; Metazoa; Nematoda; Chromadorea; Rhabditida; Rhabditidae
Source: the annotation of a GenBank genome assembly
AUGAAUUUCUUGGCUCUUCUUCUCGUCGUCAUCUGCUCGAUCGCAAUGGUUGAAGCUCUCGAUUCGAGAACGAUAAGAUUCAAACAGCACCGAAAAAUUUCAUCGAGACCGCACUACAACAUCCGCAAAUCUUACUCAGGAAGCAUGAGAUGCCAUGAAGAAUCCGACUGUCCCGACGAUCGAAUCUGCGAUGACGGAUUCUGUUUGAAUGUCGAUCAGCUCUUCGAGAAAUACGACAAUUCUAAUGAAUACUAG